GAGAACUCGUCCCAUCAUUUCUGGACCUUGGUACAGAUGCGAUUCCAAGAUGGACUCCGACACUAAAGUUACAGAUACUAAGGCUCCCACCGAGAAGGAGGAUCGGCUCCGACGAAUGUACGGGAAACUACCAACCAGGACUGAUCUACUUCACCAUCAGUUAGAGGUAUCUAGUGUUGUUAACCCGUUUCGAAAUUUGGCUGAUCACUUUAUCGUUCAUAGAGGAAGUACUUCGAUUCAGGCGACUUCGCGCUUACAGCGGCGCAUAAAGCCUCCAACAUUGGGAACAUCCAAAGCGGAAAGAAACACCCUCUCGUCGAGAACAUUUCCCGCCCUUCGGCUCCCGUACCAAGUUGCAGCAACGUAGACGAUAACGCAAGUAGGGACAAUGCGAGUCAAACGAGUAAAUCAAUACACCCGAGCGGAAUAGGCCAGGAAAUGUAAUCAGAUAUAGGACCACGGACGGAAUACCUCAAAGGUCCGGGCAGAGGGGCACGAUUGGGGAGUAUGGGCAAGCCAAAAUCGGGUUUCGAGUGGCAAGUCGUCCCUAGAGGUUACUCUUCCAGCUACCCAGCUUCCUAUCUUCAACCACGAAUACGAAUCUGUCGUGGGGCAAGAGUUAAAACAAAUGGGUUACUAGCAGUUGGCAAACGUUGCUGUUCGUAUGUUAGAUCCUGUCGUCAAGUCGUCUUCUUAAUAUGGGUGUCCGAUUGCGCAUGCGAUGUAUUUACAUCGGGUCCCAGAUUGUUCAAAUCCCAGACAUGACUUACCUCCU
Molecule: messenger RNA, 775 nt
Organism: Verticillium dahliae VdLs.17
Lineage: Eukaryota; Fungi; Ascomycota; Sordariomycetes; Glomerellales; Plectosphaerellaceae
Exons: 2
Coding region: 50-367 (105 amino acids)
Source: RefSeq, a predicted model, not a curated record